UGCCCUUAGAUGUACAUGUGUGUACAUAGGGAAACCCGCUUCGACCACGCGAUUAGCUCGAUCUAACACGGGAAGGAACUUACAAUGGGUGAAGAAGGUGGCAUUGACCACGUGCGUAUGAAACGAUUUGAGCUGUACGCGUCCUUCCCAAAUGAGGGGUACAUCUCCAGCAUAGAUUUGCUUAACAACUUAAUCGCGACGACGAACACGAAGAAUGUGAUACAGAUUUACGAUGUGAACGAAAAGAAGGAAAAACUAACAUACAGCAUUGAAGACAUAGUAAUUAAUGACGUGAAGUUAAUAAAAGGCCGAUUGGAGGAGAAUGCCGACAGUGCCGAUUCUGCCACAGACUUCCAAGUGAACGAAUGUCUCUUCAGUGCAUACGAAAAAAAUAAAAAGUGCAAAAUAUACCAUUUCCAUUUGCUGCACAAGAAGGUGAUACAUGUGUUUGAAUUUCUGAGCGAAAUUGUUGAGAACAGCUUUGUCCUACAUCCAGACACGCACAUCUUCAUCGUCGCGUUGAGGAGUAAAGAACUGCUAGUUACACACAUAAGGGACAAAACGACUAUCUACAGGACCAAUGUAAACAAUGAACAGUGCAUAGCUAGCUAUAACAAGACGGGGAUUAUCUACGCCUACACUGUGAAGACAAAUGAGAUUUACCUAUGCAGUUGUUUUGGGGAUGAUUACAACGAUGAAUUUUUUGCAAACUUUGACAUUACAAAACUUACGGAAAAUAACAAUGUCUGCACACAUAUUGACUUUUCAUUCGAUGAGAAGAAAAUGCUCAUAGCGACGCAAAACGGUUGCAUUUACACGUUGGACGCCUACACAGGGGAUGUCCUUUACUCGUACAGCUUCCUCUACGAGAGUAACUCUCCGCUCGCCUCGCCCGUUGUACCUUCCUACCCGAUUUAUUCGUUCGACUCGAAUUAUGUGCUUUCGGGCGGAAGAGAUGGGAACCUCCACGUCUGGGACAUAAAGGGAAACCCCGUGUGCAAAAAAAAAAUUGACAACCACGUUUUGUUUGUAAAAUGGGUGUACAACCGAGUAGCGUUUGUAACGACUAGCAAUUACCUCCUAAUCUGGCAGAUACCGACGGACAAUUAGGGAAUUUAAAAGAGGGCAUG
This is a messenger RNA of Plasmodium coatneyi, 1130 nucleotides long. RefSeq lists its product as uncharacterized. Lineage: Eukaryota; Apicomplexa; Aconoidasida; Haemosporida; Plasmodiidae. The record is from RefSeq and is a predicted model, not a curated record. The transcript has 4 exons. Gene Ontology annotation, cellular component: Set1C/COMPASS complex. The coding region runs from base 85 to 1110 and encodes 341 amino acids. Gene Ontology annotation, molecular function: chromatin binding; protein binding.